Molecule: messenger RNA, 1150 nt
Organism: Anopheles merus
Lineage: Eukaryota; Metazoa; Arthropoda; Insecta; Diptera; Culicidae
Exons: 2
Coding region: 107-1009 (300 amino acids)
Molecular function (GO): carbohydrate binding
Source: RefSeq, a predicted model, not a curated record
ACUCUCUCCAAUCUCUCGUAAUCGUCACACAUACCGCCUGAUCAAGCCAGACCGAAUGCUCGCACCUCAUCCGCGCCAGUAACAGUGAUCAGCUCGUACCGUGAAGAUGGCUGGAGUAAACCGUAAGCAUCAUCUACUAGCAACGAUUGCCCUGCUAUGGCUGGUGGCCGCCAGCUGCCUGCUCGAGUCGGUCGACGCUCGCAAAAGCCGGGGCAGCUCGAAGCGUUCCUCGCGCCGACCGAAGGGCGUCAAUAUUGAGAUCUACCAUCCGAAGGGUGUGAUGGUGUGGUACCCGUACCGUGCCGGCAUGGAGCUGUUCGGCAUCGAGAUUUUCAUCAACAAGGCAAACCAACCGUCGUCGUCGGGUGACUCGAGUGAGGAAGAGUCCACACCGCCGGUGUGUGAUAUCUGUCUCAACACGACCGAAGUGUCGUACGGCAAGUUUAUACUGCGCAGCGAGGACGCCGUGAUCCGCAGCCGGGACCACGUGUACUACAAUGCGAUUGUGAAGAAAACCAGCGGCAAGGCGUACGUGUCCCGCUCGAACGAAUUCUACGUGUCAGAAAGUCGCAUUCUGCUGGGUGAUAUGACGGAAAAGGCUAGCUCGUGCAAUGGUACUACCGCCGUUGCAAACCUUUCCGAAAACGAUAAGCGGCUGGCGGAUGAGAUUAAGCUGCUGGAAGCGAUUCUGCUCGAGGUCAGUGAUCAGUGCCAGGCCAAUCGUACCAAGCAGUUGCUGCUGAGUGCGGAAACACCGACGCGGUACGAUGCCAAGCAGCUGUACCAGUAUGUGGCAGGGCAGCUGGAACAGAAGUUGCCCGCGAUCGACUGGAACCGGACGCUGGUGGAUGCGUUCUACGCCACGAACGGUAUUGGGUUUGAGGUGGCUUCCACCAUCGACAAGCUGAAGGUGUUGAAGUUGGCCAAGGCCCUACCGGACCAUCCCAUUACCGAUCUGGACAGCUUCCAGACGGAGGAUAUGACGAAUGAUAUUGAUUCGUGGAUGUAAUGCGUGGAUCCCGCGUUUGUGAUUAGGAUUAUUUUUAAACUAAAUGUGGCUUUUACCCAGAUGAUAACUUUCGUUGACCAUGCUCGGCGUGAGAGUAUGUGUGUGUAUGUGUGUAAUAAAUUGUUUGUUUUGUAUGUUUGA